AUGAGUUUCAAGGGUCUGCAGAAGGCCAUUGUGCGGGCGCCGCAGAACUUCCGGCAGAAGAUGCACAUGGGCACGGUGACAGAGGAUGCGGUGUACUCGGACGCAGAGCGUCGGUUCAAGGAGUUGGAGACGGAGACGAAGCGGUUGUCGGAGGAGUCGAAGCGGUACCACAAGGCGGUGAACGACAUGUUGGAGCACCAGCUGGGGUUCUCGAAGGCGAUCGAGGAGAUCUACAAGCCCAUCUCGGGGCGGAUGUCGGACCCCAACUCGGCGAUCCCGGAGGGCAACCCGGAGGGCAUUGAGGCGUGCGAGCAGUACCGGGACGUGGUGAACGAGUUGAAGGAGAUCUUGAAGCCGGACUUGGAGUUGAUCGAGAGCAGGAUCAUCGAGCCGGCGCAGGAGCUGCUCAAGAUCAUCCAGGCCAUCCGCAAGAUGUCGCAGAAGCGCAGCCACAAGCAGUUGGACCUCGACCGCCACCAGAACUCGCUCACCAAGUACCAGAACAAGAAGGAGCGCACCGCCAAGGACGAGGAGCGCCUCUACAAGGUCGAGAACGAGGUCGCCAUUGCCCAGCAGGAGUUCGACUACUACAACGAGAUGAUGAAGACCGAGUUGCCCAUCCUGUUCCACUUGGAGGCCGAGAUGGUCAAGCCCCUGUUCAUCUCCCUCUACUACAUGCAGUUGAACGUCUUCUACACCCUCUCCUCCCGCAUGGAGGAGAUGAAGAUACCCUACUUCGACCUCUCGCAGGACAUUGUCCAGGCCUUCGAGGUCAAGCGUGGCGACAUCGAGGAGCGUGCCGACGCCAUUGGCAUCACCCACUUCAAGCUCGGCCACGCCAAGAGCAAGCUCGAGCAGACGAGACGGCCUACCGGCUACGGCUCUCCUGGCGCCGCUGCCGGCGCCUACGCCGGAUACGGCGAGAAGGCCGGCGCCGGUGCAUACGGGGGGUACGGCGGAUACGGCGAGAAGGCUGGCUCCGGCGGCCCACCUUCCUACAUGGGAGCACAGCAAGCACAGACAUCCUCAUAUGCCAGUCCGCUCUCGCCCGUGUCGCCAACCCCGCAGAUGCAGCCUCCUCCGGGAGUCGCCCAACCGCCAGCAGCGGAAACAUGCACAGCGUUGUAUGACUACACGGCACAGGCCGCUGGCGAUUUGACUUUCCGCCAGAACGACCUCAUCAAGGUUAUCCAGCGCACGCCAGACCAGAACGGCUGGUGGACGGGUGAGUUGAACGGUGUCCAGGGCGUGUUCCCCGGCAACUACGUCCGUUUG
Messenger RNA from Pichia membranifaciens NRRL Y-2026, 1275 nucleotides. RefSeq lists its product as hypothetical. Gene Ontology annotation, cellular component: actin cortical patch; mating projection tip; medial cortex. The record is from RefSeq and is a predicted model, not a curated record. Gene Ontology annotation, biological process: plasma membrane tubulation; actin cortical patch localization; endocytosis. The transcript has 2 exons. Lineage: Eukaryota; Fungi; Ascomycota; Pichiomycetes; Pichiales; Pichiaceae. The annotation marks the transcript as partial. Gene Ontology annotation, molecular function: lipid binding; protein binding.